Molecule: messenger RNA, 1068 nt
Organism: Peniophora sp. CBMAI 1063
Lineage: Eukaryota; Fungi; Basidiomycota; Agaricomycetes; Russulales; Peniophoraceae
Source: the annotation of a GenBank genome assembly
AUGGAUGACCGCGAAGAUCCCAGCGUUCUAUUCUUCGGCUCAGAGGAAGUUGACUUGUACGACGCUCUUGGCUUGACAUCUACUGCCACUGGCGACGACAUCAAGAAAGCGUACCGUAAACUUGCGCUCAAAUACCACCCUGAUAAACACGCCAGUGCGAGCGAAGACGCGAAGGCCGAGGCAGCGCACAAGUUUCAACAAGUCGGCUUCGCAUAUGCCGUGCUUAGCGACGAGAAGCGUAAAACGCACUACGACAAAACUGGACGUACGGAUGAAGGGUUUGAGGGUGUAGGUGAAGAUGGUUGGGAGGAUUACUUCGCGGAUCUCUUCGACCAAGUAUCGAAGGCACGUCUUGAUGAUGACAAGCGAGAAUAUCAAGGUUCUGUCGAAGAGGUGAACGACAUCAAGGCUGCAUAUGCAGAGUCGGGUGGCGACCUCGAGGAAAUCAUGAACCACAUACCUCACUCUACGCACGACGACGAAGCGCGGAUUACCGUUAUCAUCUCGGGUCUUGUCAAGACAGGAGAACUCCCCGCAUUGGAAACUUGGGAGAAGAGUUCGAAGGACGAGAAGGCUCGCCUGGUGCGACAGAAGCAGGCGACCAAGGAGGCUGGUGAAGCUGAAGAGCUUGCAAAGGAACUGGGAGUGUGGGAGGAGUUCUACGGGAGCGGGAAGGCUGGCCCGCGGAAAGGAAAGGGCAAGGCGAAGGCGAAGAAGGGAGAUGACGAAGAAGAGGACGUGUCUGCGUUGCAAGCUUUAAUCCUCAAGAAGCAGAAGAAUCGGGCCAGUCUUCUCGACAAUCUCGCUGCGAAGUACGCCGAGCCUGAGCCGAAAGGAAAGGGGAAGCGGAAGCGGAAAGCACCAGUUGUAGAUGACGACGACGCCGAGCAAACGCCGCCUCGAAAGAGGAAGCGAGGUGCAGCGGCCGACGCUGAUCCUAUGGAGAUUGAUGAUGCCGAGUUCGAGAAGCUGCAGCAGAAGCUAUUUGGGGAGAAGUCGAAGAAGAGCAGCAGUGGCACCGCAGGUAAACCGAAGAAACCUGGCAGUGCCAAGCGUGGGCGGGCGUGA